AUGGACGAAGCCGCGAAGCCUAGCCAGGGAAAGCUUGUCCUCAUCACUAUCGCGAAGAUCAUCGGUGUUCUUGCUUCGAUCUACUUCUUCUUGAUGGGCUUGGACAUGAUGGGCAGCUCCUUCCUGGUGCUUGGAGGCAAGGGUGCUGGAGACUUGUUUACCAUCGUUGAUAAUCCAAUCACGGGUUUGAUGGUUGGCAUUCUGGCGACGGUCCUGGUUCAGUCUUCCUCCACCAGCACCUCGAUCGUGGUGGGCUUGGUCGGUGCCGGCCAAGUUUCUGUAAAGUAUGCAAUUCCCAUCAUCAUGGGCGCCAACAUCGGCACGUCCGUGACAAACACCAUUGUCUCGAUGGCGCAUGCUGGUGAGCGUCUUGAGCUCGAGCGUGCUUUUUCCGGGGCUACAGUUCAUGACAUGUUCAACUUCCUCAGUGUCCUCGUCAUGCUGCCGGAGGAGGUGAUCAUUGGUGCCAUUGCCGGAGAGGGUGGCCUCCUGUACUACAUCUCGAAAGGAAUCACAGAGGCUGUUGUGGGCCCUGAAACGGAUGUGACAUUCACGUCUCCGACCAAGUUCAUCGUCGCCCCCUUCACCGAUCUCUUCGUGGACCCGAACAAGGACGUGACAAAGUCGCUGUCUUUGGGUGCACCUAAGGCGCACGCCAUGCCGACUGGCCUGACUGGAAGCUGCCCGAGCACCAUGGACUGCAGCAACUACUUCUGUGUUUCCUCUUCCAUGAGCAAGAACUGGAAGAAGGUCGACAAGGAUGCUUAUGAGGUGCUGGCAGAGUGCAGCACCUACUUCCCGCUCUUGAACCACGGCUGCGGCUCGGACACGUGCUACUUGGAGGCUGACAAGUUUUAUGCGCAGUCCAUCGAGGCUGGCACUAUCUUGGAUGGAGGUGCCUUCUCCGGCAUGGGUGAUAUCGCGGGCGGCAUCUUCGGGUUGAUCUUCUCCUUGAUCAUCGUCACCGCCACCCUGUUCUGCUUGGUGAAGCUCCUGCACAGCCUCAUCAUGGGCACUGCAAAGAAGGUGAUCAUGCGCGCUACGAACAUGAACGAUUAUGUAGCAAUUCUGGUCGGCCUUGCCAUCACCUUCAUCGUCCAGUCCAGCUCCGUGACGACCUCCACCCUGACUCCGCUUUGCGGGGUUGGAGUGCUGCCGGUGCACAAGAUGUUCCCGAUGACUCUGGGGGCAAACAUCGGAACCACGUUCACAUCAAUGCUUGCCGCCGUCGCAGUCAUGAAGCCUGACAGCUUGCAGAUCGCCUUUGUGCAUUUGCUCUUCAAUAUCUUCGGAAUCCUAAUUUGGUUCCCAGUACCAUUCAUGCGCCGGAUCCCCGUCAAGGCCGCCUGCCUGCUAGGCUUCUACGCCUCCUAUUGGCGCCUGGUGCCUUUGAUUUACAUCCUGGUGAUGUUUGUGGCCUUGCCCGGAGUGGCCCUUGCCAUCUCUUUGCUGUAUGGUGCCAGCAUUGCCGGUGGCGUCGUCGUUACACUGCUAGCCCUUGGCGUCGUGGCCGGCUUAAUUGCGUGGUGGUGGAAGGACGGCUGCUACAGGGUCGUCUCCAAGGAGCAGCGUGAGGAGCGCGCUGCAGAGAUUGCUGCGGAGAUGGGCGAAAAGCCACAGGCCGAGACUCCUGUUGUGCCUGUGGCUGCCUGGGAGGCUUGA
Molecule: messenger RNA, 1662 nt
Organism: Symbiodinium sp. CCMP2592
Lineage: Eukaryota; Dinophyceae; Suessiales; Symbiodiniaceae
Source: the annotation of a GenBank genome assembly